AUCACACGGUCACACGUACCCUGCAGCCCGUACCCUAUAGUUAUGCUUAUGGUUACUCCAUUUGCAUCAAAAAACAAAAAUAGUGAAUGAGAAAGUGGUCAUUGGUCAGGACAGGAAGAAGAAGUAUUCAAGUUCAUUGCAAUAUCUCAAAUAUCUUCCAUUCAGAUAAUUAUUAAAAUAGUGUACAGUGAAAUUCCAAAGCAAAGUUAUAAUAAAAUCCAUUAAAAGAUAAAUUGUUUUUCUAUACCUACAACUUCUUCCUUUUUAAUUUCAAGUCUUCUGUAAUAUUUACACAGCUUCUGCUGAGAAGUUAUGUCGAUGCCAAUGAACAAUGUCGGACAGGGCGGAUACGUUCCGCCGGGAUUUGGAGCAGGGUAUCCACCGCCGAAUGCCAACCCUCAACAAGAUAAUGGAAGUAAUGUUGGAUUCAAGCCUCCUGGCGGUUAUGCUCCUGUUCCUCAAUACGGUCAAGACCCACCACCAUAUAUGGGCAAUCAACCUCCCUAUAUCGGAAACCAGCCACCUUAUGGCGGCUCAGCACCACCAUUUAAUGGUCAACAACCUCCUCCGCCUCAAGGUUUUGGACAACAGCCACCUUAUGGUGGACAACAGCCUCCUUAUGGUGGACAACAGCCCCCCUAUGGUGGACAACAGCCUGCCUAUGGUGGACAUCAACCAGGAUAUGGUGGUUAUGGGCAACAACCUAUAGUUAAUCAACCAACAGGACCAAUGCCGCCACCAGGAGCUGUUGGGCCCGGCGAUUGGAUGACUAUACCCGCUGGAGCUCCGAAUUGUCCGCGCGGAUUGGAGUACCUUAUGACUAUCGACCAACUCUUAGUUAAACAAAAAGUCGAACUGCUCGAAGCAUUUACUGGAUUCGAAACUAAUAAUAAAUUCUCCAUUAAAAAUAGUUUAGGUCAAAAAGUUUAUUUUGCUGCUGAGGAAAAUGAUUGUUGCACACGUAAUUGUUGUGGUCCCGCCCGUCCAUUUGAAAUGAGAAUCUUUGAUAAUUAUAAAAAUGAAGUUAUACAUUUGAGUCGUCCAUUGGCAUGUGAUAGUUGUUGCUUCCCGUGUUGUUUGCAAACGCUUGAAGUUUCCGCACCACCAGGCAAUUUGAUUGGUUCAAUUGAACAAGAAUGGUCUAUAUGUUCGCCAUCAUUUAAAAUUAAGAAUCAACGAGAUGAAACUAUGCUUCGUAUUGAGGGACCAGUUUGUACUUUUUCAUUGUGUGGUGAUGUUGAAUUUCAGGUGGUUUCAUUGACUGGAGAAAAAGUUGGAAAGAUCUCAAAACAAUGGUCAGGACUGGCAAGGGAAAUGUUUACCGAUGCAGAUUUCUUUGGAAUUAAUUUCCCAAUGGACUUGGACGUUCGCAUGAAAGCUGUCCUCCUUGGAGCCACAUUCCUUAUUGAUGCAAUGUUCUUUGAAAAAUCAGGAAAUCGAGAAACUGACAGACCAGGAAUGUUUUAAAGUAACAAAAAAGAGCAAACAGCACAAAUGGCUUUAAUUGUCUUCUAUAUAGAUGUGAACUUACCGAAAGCACAAUAUACUUUUUUGUAUUUUUGUAUUCUCAAGAAUUUUGCUAUUAGUUUAUGCCACAUUAUUUCACACAAUAAAAAUGAUAAAUAUUCUUAUGAUGCGCACAAUAAAGUUGAUCAUUAAAAAUUUCAUAAAUGAAAAAUUCAUACUCUAGUCCAUUUUAGGCCAAAGCUAAAUUAAAAAAAUUAGAAAGAAAUUUAAAAAAUUUAUUGAUUGCAUUUUUUGUGUUGGAUGAGAAUGAUGAUGAUGAUAUGACAAAGAAAAGAUUGUUACUAUUCGAAUACAUUUUAUAAAUAAUGCCUAUUGCAAAAAAACUAAGUGCCCAUUUCAAUCGUUUUAUAAUGAAAUUAAAUCAAAUCAAAUCUAACUCAAAUACAAAUUAUUUGUUAAAUUAGAUAGUAUAAUAACGUUUCCUUAAUAAUGACUUAAAUAAUUUUAAUAUUAUGUAUUUUUGUUAAUCUGUUGCAUUGUUAAAUAAGAAUAAAUAUUUACUUUUAUGUAAAUACAUACAAGCGAGUGGAAAAAAAAAAUUUGUAAUAAAUUUAUUUACUGGUAUAUAUAUGUAGAUUUUAUUAUAUCGAACAAUUUAAGAACUAUCCAAUAAGAAUUUACUAUUUUAUUUACAAAGAAAA
Eupeodes corollae is the source of this 2168-nucleotide messenger RNA. Its product is annotated as phospholipid scramblase 1-like. The transcript has 6 exons. The record is from RefSeq and is a predicted model, not a curated record. Gene Ontology annotation, molecular function: phospholipid scramblase activity. The coding region runs from base 313 to 1467 and encodes 384 amino acids. Gene Ontology annotation, biological process: plasma membrane phospholipid scrambling. Lineage: Eukaryota; Metazoa; Arthropoda; Insecta; Diptera; Syrphidae. Gene Ontology annotation, cellular component: plasma membrane.